AUGACGGGAGGUUUAGGCAUUCGUAAGGCAAGGUUAAUGAACAUCGCUCUCAUGGCGAAGAACAGCUGGAAACUUCUCACCAGACAAGAAAAUUUAUGGUGCAAAGUGAUAGAGGGUAAGUAUCUAAAACAUAAAGGAUUCUUGGAAGCAGAUAAAAGAGGGAAUUGUUCGUCCACUUGGAGAGGCAUGUUAGGAACUCGCAAGUUAAUAAAACAAGGGCGUAAAUGGCAGAUUAAAUCAGGUGUACAAGCUAAGUUCUGGCAGGACUGGUGGGUGGGCAAGGAACCACUUAAAAAUUUGUAUCCUCUAAUGGAUAACCCGAGUAGUAACGAAGAGGUGGCUAGUUACAUAGAUGAUGUCAGAUGUUGGAACUUUCAAGGAGUUCAGCACAUUAUCUCUGAAGAUACAAGAAUGGAAAUCCAAAGAGUUUUGUUACCGCAUUUAAAUGAUCCACUCGAACAAUAUAUAAACACGUGGGGCUUCUCCAAGGAUGGGCAGUUCACGGUUUCUUCAGCCUACCAAACCAUGUCUACAAUGGUAAUGGGUGGUCAUUAUGGAGAAAAUCUUACGUGGGUAUGGAAAACUAGAACUAGUGAAAGAAUUAGAUUCUUUAUUUGGUUGUCCUAUCUUGACAAGCUUAAUAUAAAUGAAGUUAGAUGCAGGAAGAACAUGUCUCAGGAUGUGAAUUGCAAAGUUUGUAGAGAUGAUACAGAGUCAAUUGAUCAUAUAUUCCGGACGUGUCGAGUAGCUAAUUUCGUUUGGGAAGAACUUAAAGCGAAGGAGCAAGACUGUCAGUUUAGUUCGAUGGAAUUCAAGAGUUGGUUGAAAAGGAAUUGCCUUUCAAAGAAGGUCGGGUUGGAUGGAUUAGAAUGGGGUCCUUUGUUCAUGGCUACUAUUUGGGGCCUGUGGAAAAGCAGGAAUGAAAGGAUUUUUAAAGUGAUGAGCGUUGAUCAUUUUAAAAUUAUACAUUCUACAAAACAGUUUGCAAGGAAUUUAGAGAAGGUCCUGUCUAACCCGUAUAGCAUAGUGGUUAAUGAUCCUUGUUGGAUUAAAUGGAAAAAACCUCCUGAGGGAGGUUGGAUUCUUAACACUGAUGGGGUGUAUAAGUUGGAUUCAGGCCUGGCUACGGCAAGUGGCUUAAUCCGUGACAGUAAGGGUGACUGGAAAGCGGGCUUCAUGUUGAGACUAGGGAGGGUUACUAGUUCGAUCGCGGAAAUUUGGGGGGCUCGACAGGGUCUCAUUUUGGCUAAAAGUCUUGGUUUACAGAAUUUGAUCCUAGAGAUGGAUGCAAAAUGGAUUGUGGACUUCUUCAAUGGAGAUAGGACGGACGAUUUUUCAGAUUCUGAUCUGAUAAACGACUGCUUAGAUAUGAUAAAGGAAGGAUGGGUUUCUGAAAACUCGUCCAAGAAUGUAGAGGAAAACAGAAAAGGCAGCAAUAAAUCCAGCACCGAAGAGGUUCCCAUUGUAUCCGAUUUCGAUAGCCACGAGGAAGCGCUAUUCAUCAUGGAUGGUGAUCCCAUGAAAUCUUCGGUAUCGCUCGAGCCGGCAGAAUCAAGGACGGGCAACAGAGAUUCAAAUCACGAAACCAGUUUUAGGCAACCUAAUUACGAGUUCUGGGGUGAUAGGAAUGAGAGGAUGGACGGUGGUAACGAUAACUUCGAUUACAAGCAACGAUGGCCAGCGGGCGAACAAUCGUGGAAGAUGAUGAAUGAUCAUCUCAUGAACAAAAGCACCAACAGCAACGAGAUUGCAUUAGAGAUGGGGAUAGAGAUAGAUGAUCUUAGACAUGACCCGUCCGCUAUAUCUCGAGACUCUAGAAGAGUUUCUUUCGAAACAGGCGCUGCCAGUUUCCAUAACCAAUCGCAAGGACAGGACGGAAACGGAAUAAAUGAUAAGACCGACAAUGCGUCGAGACGUGUAUCGAACGUCUCAGCUCCUUACGGAAAGUCGGGUCUGUUAUCAAGGCUGAGGAGUACCAAGUCGAGGCUUAUAGACAGGUCACCGGAAGAGGUACAAUUGAUGUCCGGUUUGUUAGGAACUUCAGGUCAGAUGAAGUCUGGAAUGUUAGGAAAAGCUUCGGAAAAUGAAGAAGACGAUGACCCUUUCGCAGAUGAAGAUUUGCCCGAUGAGUUCAAGAGAACCACUCUUAAUGCAUUCACUUGGAUUCAAUAUUUGAGUCUUGUUGCUAUUAUCGGUGCUUUGCUUUGCAGCUUAGUCAUCCCUUCAUUGAAAGAUCUGGACCUGUGGCAACUUAAGCUAUGGAAAUGGCUAGUUUUCUUGCUGGUUUUGAUAUGCGGCCGAUUGGUUUCAGGUUGGGGAAUCCGAAUAAUCGUCUUCUUCAUCGAGAUGAACUUCUUUUUAAGGAAAAGGAUGUUGUAUUUCGUUUAUGGUGUAAAGAGACCGGUGCAGAAUUGCUUAUGGUUAGCCCUGGUGCUUUUGGCUUGGCAUUUAUUGUUUGACAAGCAAGUUGAGAAGGAAAGCCUAUUUCUUCAAUACGUUACCAAAAUCCUCGUAUGUUUCUUGGUGAGCACGUUCUUGUGGUUACUCAAGACACUACUAGUAAAAGUACUGGCCUCAUCUUUUCAUGUUAGUACUUAUUUCGAUAGGAUUCAAGAAACGUUGUUCACCCAAUACGUGAUAGCGACACUCUCCGGUUCUCCGGUAAUCGAAACCCGAAGGAUGGAAGAAGAAGAUGAGAGAACUGCAGCAGAGAUCAGAAGGUUGCAGACUGCCGGUGCAACCGUGCCCUCAGAUCUUCGUGAAGAUGCCUUUCUACAACAACAGAGGAGUAGUGGGAUGUUGAAAAAAACAUUCACCAGGUUGAAAACACUUCCUAAAUCGGGUUCACUGAAGAAAGCCGAUGGCGGGAUCGCAUUAGAACAUGUCCACAAACUCAAUCAAGAGAACAUUUCGGCUUGGAACAUGAAGAGGUUGAUGAAGAUGGUCCGGCACGGGACACUGACGACAUUAGAUGAGCAAAUAAUGGAGGAUGACUCGGUGAAACAGAUCAGAAGUGAAAAAGAAGCAACAGCGGCUGCCAAGAAGAUUUUCCAUAAUGUGGCUCGCCGUGGCUCGAAAUUCAUCUACUUGGAGGAUUUGAUGCGGUUCAUGCGAGAAGACGAAGCUUUGAGAACAAUGGCUACCUUUGAAGGCGCUUAUGAACAGAGUAGAAUCAGCAAGAAAUCCUUGAAGAAUUGGGUGUUGAAUGCCUAUAGAGAGCGAAAAGCUCUUGCCUUGACCCUGAACGACACAAAGACGGCAGUGAACAAGCUUCACAAGAUCAUAAACGUCGUCGCCGGAACCAUCAUCGUCAUAAUCUGGCUCGUCGUUCUUGAAAUCGCUUCGUCACGGAUAAUCACACUUUUCAGCUCCCAGUUGGUCCUAGCGGCCUUCAUCUUCGGGAACACCUGCAAAACGAUCUUCGAAUCCAUAAUCUUCUUGUUCAUCAUUCACCCUUUCGAUGUCGGGGAUCGGUGCGAGAUCAAUGGAGUGCAGCUGGUGGUGGAGGAGAUGAACAUUUUGACCACCAUUUUCUUGAGAUACGACAACAUGAAGAUGGUGUUUCCCAACAGUGUUCUUUCAACGACGCCGAUUGGAAACUUUUAUCGCAGUCCGGAUAUGCUUGAUUUAAUCGACUUCACCAUCCAUAUUGCUACACCAGUCGAAAAGAUUGCCAUCGUGAAGCAAAGAAUAACAAAUUACGUAAUCAACCGAAAAGACCAUUGGUGUUCUGAUCCGAUGAUUGUGGUCAAAGAACUCGACGAAUUGAACAGGAUGAAGUUUUCGCUUUGGGUAACUCACAAAAUGAACUACCAGGACAUCGGAGAGAGGCUGGAAAGGAGAUCCCGACUUGCAGAGGAAAUAGCCAGCAUCUUCAGAGAACAUGACAUUCAAUACCGAUUGUUCCCCAUCGACAUCAAUGUCUGCUCCUUGCCUACCUCCUCUCGUUAUCCUUCCACGUGGCCUACGGCAGAAAAUUCUGAGCAAAAAGCUUCCGAUUAAUUGUUGUAUAAAUAA
Messenger RNA from Hibiscus syriacus, 4017 nucleotides. Its product is annotated as mechanosensitive ion channel protein 6-like. Lineage: Eukaryota; Viridiplantae; Streptophyta; Magnoliopsida; Malvales; Malvaceae. The coding region runs from base 1 to 4002 and encodes 1333 amino acids. Gene Ontology annotation, biological process: transmembrane transport; monoatomic anion transport. The record is from RefSeq and is a predicted model, not a curated record. Gene Ontology annotation, molecular function: nucleic acid binding; RNA-DNA hybrid ribonuclease activity; mechanosensitive monoatomic ion channel activity. The transcript is spliced from 6 exons. Gene Ontology annotation, cellular component: plasma membrane.